AAUGAUCGCCGCCUCACUUCAAACUCUCAAACUGCCAAUUCUCAAAACUCACUGGCGACAUACUUCUUUGAUUUCGACACUUUCGGUUCAGAUAUCUUCCUAGAUUUGAUAUAUGCGAAAGUCUCAAGUGAAUAAAUAUAAUUCAACUACUCACUUCUUACUCAACAACGAAGACGAAGACCCACCUACCUCGUCAACCAAGCAAGGCCGUUCAUUCAGUCAUCUAGGCCAAUUCCACCUACCCCACGGAGUUUCUACAAAUCUAUUAGAACCACACCCAGCAAACACCAACACUUUACAACAUCCUCUCUCUACUUGCAAUUCUCGAAGUUCAGAAUUACUUCCGCACAACGAUACAUUCAACCAAAGCAACCAAUACUCGGACUUUCAGAACCUUCCUCAAGAGCCGCGCUCUUACUUGCGCCAGAUCCGAAUUUCCACAGACAGUCCGAAUCAAUAUCUUGGAUAUUUAGAAGAUGGGUAAAUCUCAAUCAAAGCUCUCCGCGGAGCAAAUCACCGAACUCCAGAAAUCUACUCACUUCGAUAAGAAGGAAUUGCAACAAUGGUAUAAAGGUUUCUUGAAGGACUGCCCAUCUGGGAUGCUCACCAAGGAGGAAUUCCAAAAGAUCUACCGACAAUUCUUUCCAUUUGGAGACCCAUCAUCCUUUGCGGACUACGUGUUCAAUGUCUUCGAUAGCGACAAGUCAGGUUCAAUUGAUUUCAAAGAGUUUAUUUGCGCCCUCAGUGUGACCAGUCGAGGAAAGAUGGAGGACAAAUUAGACUGGGCAUUCCAGCUUUAUGACAUUGAUGGAGAUGGAAAGAUAAGUUAUGAAGAGAUGUUAGCGAUUGUAGAGGCAAUUUACAAGAUGGUUGGCUCAAUGGUCAAACUUCCACCUGAUGAGGAUACCCCUGAAAAGCGGGUCAAGAAGAUCUUCCGUAUGAUGGACAAGGAUGAGAAUGGCAGUCUGGACAUGGAAGAAUUCAAAGAAGGAAGUAAACGUGAUGAGACGAUUGUAUCUGCACUUUCGCUCUACGAUGGCCUCGUCUAAUGGAUUUUCAUGGAGGAAUCUCUUUUCGGUGCUGAAGGUGCAAAGGGGUGUCAAGAAAUUAGAUAUUUGAAAGAAGUUUGGGUGGUCUUCUAGAUCUCCCCUCUUCUUUGUACUUUGGAUCAUUUGUACCUUCAUCAUCAUUCGCCAAGUAUUUGGGCGGUUCAUGUUUUUGGAAGGAAAUGUUUGUUGGUAGUUUAAGCGUUGCGUAUGGUACCGGGAAGUUAUCUCCUGGAUUGGAUCCCUAGGAUGGAUCAAUUGAUUAACCACAUAUACCGGUAUAGAAUAAAAACUCCUGAUGUACCAA
Messenger RNA from Botrytis sinoallii, 1353 nucleotides. RefSeq lists its product as uncharacterized. Gene Ontology annotation, molecular function: calcium ion binding. Gene Ontology annotation, cellular component: cytosol; membrane; intracellular membrane-bounded organelle. Bases 477 to 1049 code for a protein of 190 amino acids. Lineage: Eukaryota; Fungi; Ascomycota; Leotiomycetes; Helotiales; Sclerotiniaceae. The transcript is spliced from 5 exons. The record is from RefSeq and is a predicted model, not a curated record.